Molecule: messenger RNA, 2344 nt
Organism: Cyprinodon tularosa
Lineage: Eukaryota; Metazoa; Chordata; Actinopteri; Cyprinodontiformes; Cyprinodontidae
Gene: il7r
Product: interleukin 7 receptor
Exons: 8
Coding region: 58-1272 (404 amino acids)
Biological process (GO): positive regulation of receptor signaling pathway via JAK-STAT; cytokine-mediated signaling pathway; hemopoiesis
Cellular component (GO): membrane; external side of plasma membrane
Molecular function (GO): cytokine receptor activity; protein binding
Source: RefSeq, a predicted model, not a curated record
UGAGCGAGCAGAGAACAGGUGAGUUUGUCUGCAGCUGGAUGGAGAUCUGCUGAGAAGAUGCUGCCAGGCUGGAGGGCCACCGUGCUGCUGCUGCUGCUGCUGCAGGCCUGUGGGAGUCAAGCUCAGAGUGGAGACGGAGACUCAGACAUAGAACUUCAGCUCAGCUGCGUCUCCCACAUCAGCAUCACAAACAACAGUCUGACCUGCCAGCUACUGAGGCGCAGCAGCGAUGAGGAAGACGAGGAACCGGAGGCAGAAAGCAUCCAUAAGAUGAGCGUAUGCCUAGAAGUUUAUGGGUAUGGCAAAAAGUGGCGUUGCUUCCAUGCUAAAGGAGACACGGUGACAUCACAACAACUGCUUCCCACUUCGUCUGUGAACGUGACCGUGAAGAGGAAGGGAGGGGGCACGGUUUCAGCCAUAGUCAAACUGCGGGAUAUAGUGAAGCCACUCAGUCCGAAGGUUUGGAAUGUGACCCUUGAGCCGCAGCUCCGCCGGGCCGUGGUUUUCAUGCAGAUCCCCUACAGCAAUGACUACCUGACUUUGGAAAACCAGCUCUUCCAGUUCAACCUGUGGACUAAAGGCAGCAACAUUACCCAAAACAUCUCGUCCCAGAACUUCCUGCCUAUUGACAUGCAGCACCUCCGCCAGAACUCUGAGUAUGAGGUGAGAGUGCGAGCGAUCCCUAAUAGGGGGUGGAAGGGAACCUGGAGCGAAUGGAGCGAGGUGUACACCUUCGAGAUCCCUGGAGAACCGCAGUGGCAGACGACCGUGAACAUACUGGUAGUGAGCUUCAGCUCCGUGGUGCUGCUGUCCUUGAUCAUCAUCUUCUGGAGGAACAAAAUCUUCACCUACAUGUGGCCAAGCGUCCCGCACCCCAAACAGACUCUGAUUCAGAUCUGCAAACCCAACAAAGGCCUGCUGCUGAACCUGAACCCUGAGGUCUUCAGUUCCCUGAAGGUCUACCCGCAGGAGGAGGCCCCUUCUGAGGAGGCAGAGCCGUCGCUUGGUCCCGCUGCUGCUGGUGGGUCCCCGUCCAGCUCAGCCCAGAGCUCCGACUGCAGGAGCACCACCAGCAUCAGCACCGAGGAGCUGGAGAUCUCAGCCCUCCUCAGCAGGAGCUCCUCGGAUGGCGAGGACAGCCUCCCGAGGGACAGCACGUCCCCCGUCAACGUCCCGCAGCAAGAAGACCAGGCUGGGAACCUUCAGCCUGACGGACUGAAGCAGCCGGAGGAGGCCUACGUCACCAUGUCCAGCUUCUAUCAGAUCAAGUAGGAGAAGAACCGCUGGAGCAACUGAACUGAUCAAACUUGUGGGAGCUGUUCCAACUGAAACAUCUGAGCAGCUGGUAGAAGGAAGUUCUUCUGACCUUCCUCCAAACACCACCAGCUGUAACUUAAUGAUGGCUGUUCCCUGAACCUCGCAGAAUAUCUAACCUUCACCCCCCCCCCCCCCCUAUGUUUGAGCUUUAAUCCGCCAGCCUAGAUCUUCCACAGUGGUUUUCAUGUUUGGAAGCAUUAAGAAAACCAGUUCUUGGUCCAUGGAUUUAAGGAACGUGAGAAGAUCAGAGAGAGAAAUGUCCAGACGUUCAUUAACCCAGGAGCUUCCAACAGGCCUGUUCAUUUAUCUGGAUCUGAUGAUUUGCUCCUCAGUGUCUGACAUUCUUCAUAAUGUCUGAUGUUCUUUAUCAUUUCUGACGUUCUUCAUAAUGUCUGACGUUCUUCAUAAUGUCUGACGUUCUUCAUAAUGUCUGACAUUCUUCAUAAUGUCUGACGUUCUUCAUAAUGUCUGACGUUCUUCAUAAUGUCUGACGUUCUUCAUAAUGUCUGACGUUCUUCAUAAUGUCUGACGUUCUUCAUAAUGUUUGACAUUCUUCAUAAUGUCUAAUGUUCUUCAUAAUGUCUGACGUUCUUCAUAAUGUCUGACAUUCUUCAUAAUGUCUGACAUUCUUCAUAAUGUCUGAUGUUCUUUAUCAUUUCUGACGUUCUUCAUAAUGUCUGACGUUCUUCAUAAUGUCUGACGUUCUUCAUAAUGUCUGACGUUCUUCAUAAUGUCUGACAUUCUUCAUAAUGUCUGACGUUCUUCAUAAUGUGUGACGUUCUUCAUAAUGUCUGACGUUCUUCAUAAUGUCUGACGUUCUUCAUAAUGUCUGACGUUCUUCAUAAUGUUUGACAUUCUUCAUAAUGUCUGACGUUCUUCAUAAUGUCUGACAUUCUUCAUAAUGUCUGACGUUCUUCAUAAUGUCUAAUGUUCUUUAUAAUGUCUGACGUUCUUCAUAAUGUCUAAUGUUCUUUAUAAUGUCUGACGUUCUUCAUAAUGUCUGAUGGUCUUCAUAAUGUCUGACGUU